AUGACAAAAAAAGCGAACGACUGCUUUAUUAAUGCCAAUAUUAUUAAUCCUCAUGCUUUAUCACUUUAUCAACAAGAUCGUGCUCGAAAUUUAUCGGUGAUUAGAAUGAAGCAACGUGAAGAUCCGGUCAAAUCGAAACGUCCCGAUUUACCAAUGAGUGGUGCAGAACAUGGUGAACGAUUAGAUGCACAUGGUUCAACGUUAAGUGGUUAUAUUAUUAAAAAUAUUAUUCUUCAAAAAUUAUCUGAUCAUAAAGAAGAUUCAAGAGCAGCAUUAUUGAAAUAUGCUGAAAUAUGCGGAAAUAGAUCCAUAUUGGGUGGUACCCGCUUAUGA
Molecule: messenger RNA, 333 nt
Organism: Didymodactylos carnosus
Lineage: Eukaryota; Metazoa; Rotifera; Eurotatoria; Philodinida; Philodinidae
Source: the annotation of a GenBank genome assembly